GCCUGUGCCGAGGGGCAGGGCCGGGAGGCGGGCGCCCCCUUCCCUCCGCUUCCCGUCCCUUCCCCUUCCCCCCAUGGCGGCGCUGGGCGGCACGGCGCGGCUGGCGGCGGCGGCGGCGGCGCAGCGCGGGGCGGCGGCGGCGGCGCUGUGAGGAGGCGCAGCGCGGGGCCUGGGCCUGCCGGGCGGGCGGGCGCCGGGCUAUGGCGGGCCGCGGCCGCCGCGCCUGGCUCAGCGUGCUGCUGGGGCUGGUGCUGGGCUUCGUGCUCGCCUCGCGGCUCGUCCUGCCCCGCGCCUCCGAGCUGGCGGCGGCGGCGCGGCCCCGUCGGAGCCGCCCGUUGGGGUGCCGCCCGCCGCCGGCAGCAGCCGCAGCCGCCGCCGCCCCUCUCCUCCUCCCGCAGCCGCGCCGCCCCGGUCCGCCGGCGCAGAGCUUCCUCUUCGUGGGGGUGAUGACGGCGCAGAAGUACCUGAGGAGCCGCGCCGUGGCCGCGCACCGAACCUGGUCCAAAAGCAUUCCUGGCAAGGUUGAAUUCUUCUCCAGUGAGGGUUCGGACACCUCCAUCCCCAUCCCCAUUGUGCCGCUCCCAGGCGUCGAUGACUCUUACCCACCCCAGAAGAAGUCUUUCAUGAUGCUCAAAUACAUGCAUGACCACUACUUGGACAAAUACGAAUGGUUUAUGAGAGCCGAUGACGACGUUUACAUCAAAGGGGACAAACUGGAGAACUUCCUGAGGAGUUUGAACAGCAGCGAGCCCCUCUUUCUUGGACAGACCGGCCUGGGCACCACGGAGGAGAUGGGGAAGCUGGCGCUGGAGCCGGGCGAGAACUUCUGCAUGGGGGGACCCGGAGUGAUCAUGAGCCGGGAGGUCCUGCGGAGAAUGGUGCCCCACAUUGGCGAGUGCCUGCGAGAGAUGUACACCACCCACGAGGACGUGGAAGUGGGAAGAUGCGUGCGGAGGUUUGCGGGCGUGCAGUGCGUGUGGUCGUACGAGAUGCAGCAGCUGUUUUAUGAAAACUAUGAGCAGAACAAAAAAGGCUACAUCAGAGACCUGAGGAACAGCAAAAUACACAGAGCUAUAACGUUGCACCCGAACAAGAACCCCCCCUACCAGUACAGACUGCACAGCUACAUGCUGAGCCGCAAGAUAGCAGAGCUGCGUCACCGGACCGUGCAGCUGCACCGAGAAAUUGUCCUGAUGAGCAAAUACAGCAAUACAGAAGUCCACAAAGAGGACCUGCAGCUGGGCAUGCCGCCCUCCUUCAUGCGAUUCCAGCCCCGGCACCGGGAGGAGAUCCUGGAGUGGGAGUUCCUUACGGGCAAGUACCUGUACUCUGGUGCUGAUGGGCAGCCCCCUCGCAGGGGGAUGGACUCGUCCCAGCGGGAAGCGCUGGAUGACAUCGUGAUGCAGGUCAUGGAGAUGAUCAACGCGAACGCUAAGACCAGGGGGAGGAUCAUCGAUUUCAAGGAGAUACAGUAUGGCUAUCGCAGGGUAAACCCGAUGUAUGGAGCAGAGUACGUGCUUGACUUGUUGCUGCUUUACAAAAAACACAAGGGCAAGAAGAUGACCGUCCCUGUCAGGAGGCACGCGUACUUGCAGCAGACCUUCAGCAAGAUCCAGUUUAUGGAGCACGAAGAGAUGGACGCCAAAGAGCUGGCCAGCAAAAUCAACCAGGAUUCUGGGUCCUUGUCUUUCCUCUCCAACUCGCUGAAGAUGUUUGUUCCUUUCCAGCUCAGCAGAUCCAGAGUAGAGAGGAAGGAACUCAAAGACCAGAAGAUCAACAUCCUGAUUCCUCUCUCUGGACGUUUUGAUAUGUUUGCAAGGUUCAUGGGGAAUUUUGAGAAGACCUGCCUCAUUCCCAACCAGAAUGUCAAGCUGGUUGUCCUGCUCUUCAAUUCCAACUCCAACCCUGACAGAGCAAAACAAAUCGACCUGAUGAGAGAAUACCGCUCCAAAUACCCCAAGGCUGACAUGCAGGUUUUACCGGUGUCUGGGGAGUUCUCGAGGGCACUGGCUCUGGAAGUCGGAUCCUCUCAGUUCCAGAACGAGUCUUUACUUUUCUUCUGCGAUGUUGACUUAGUGUUUACCACAGAAUUCCUCCAGAGGUGUCGAGCCAAUACAGUUUUGGGUCAACAAGUAUACUUCCCCAUCAUUUUCAGCCAGUACGAUCCAAAGAUUGUGUAUAGUGGAAAGGUUCCUAGUGACAAUCAUUUUGCCUUCACCCAGAAAACAGGUUUCUGGAGGAACUAUGGCUUUGGUAUUACCUGCAUUUACAAAGGUGACCUUCUUCGAGCGGGGGGCUUCGACGUCUCCAUCCAAGGCUGGGGCCUCGAAGACGUCGACCUUUUCAACAAAGUCAUUCAAGCCGGCUUAAAAACUUUCCGAAGCCAAGAAAUUGGAGUAGUCCACGUGCAUCACCCUGUUUUUUGUGACCCUAAUCUUGAUCCAAAACAAUAUAAAAUGUGCUUGGGGUCCAAAGCUUCCACGUAUGGGUCCACGCAGCAGCUGGCUGAAAUAUGGUUUGAAAAAAACGACCCCAGUUUUGGGAAAAGCAGCAAUACUAAUGGCUCAGUGAGGACAGCCUAAUGUCCAGCUAUGCUGGAAAAGACUUUUUUUUUAAUUAUCUAAUUUAUUUUUGGGAAAAUGUUUUUUGAUAAUUCACUUUUAAAAGACCACACAGGAUAUAUUUUAGCAAUCAUCGUUGUUUUCUUACAAAGCGCUCACUUGGAGAAGGACGAGGCCGUUGGUUUUUCUGUUGUUGUCUUUUUGUUUUUGAACGAAACUGUGAUCAAUAUUUGCCUUCAGACCAAGCAACCAACCCAACCGUUCCGGAGUUACCUGAGUGAGCUGCAGGCGCCUGACUUGAAUUAGAAUUUCCUUAGGAACAAAAGAUUGUUUCCUACCUUUCCCGUUGCUGGAUUCUGUCGGUUGGGAGCUGAGCGCUCGAGGGACAAAGCGCUGCGUCCAAGUGUUCUGUUGUGACCCCCACAGUGCAAAGCUGCCCUGUUUUGUUGAGGAUAGCCGUGCUUUUUGAAAUCAAACCAUGUCAGAACAAACGAAUGGGUGCGGCGGCGGGAUGGGCGUUCGUUGCAGGAGGUUUCCAUAAGGCCCAUGGUUUGGGUUGCACGUGCACUUCCCCUUGUCCCGGGCGGGCAGCCCGCACCCCGCAGAGCCCGGGUGGAAAUCAUUGUCUUUUAUCUCUGGUCCGUAUCCGGAUCUCAUGCAUUAAGAAUCCGUGGUGGAUUCUGUGUGUUAUCCUCAACCGCUGUCCUGCACGGAGCUGAGACUGAGAGAGAGGCGGAAGGGAACGGAGGGCAUGAGAAUCACUUGCAGAGAAGCAGCAGUGCACCAGGAACAAGGAGAGCUCCCUCGUGAGAACUUUGCAAGCACUUCUCUACAAAGUGUGCUGCAGCCGAUCGCGUUACUUUGUUCGAUCAGUUACCUGAUGUUAAUGGGAACAAUUACUACAUUCGAUUACUAGUUGGGUUUUUUUUUUCCAUUUUUUUUUUCCUGUAUCUGAUAGACCUUUAAUUUAUUUAAUAUCCAUUGUUUUAGGUUCUUGACCUUUCCUUGAAUAUCUGUUAGUCAUUUUAAUAUUUUAUAUAUAUAUAUAUGUGUGUGUAAAUAUAUAUAUAUAUAUAUAUUAGGAAUGUAUUGCAUCUUCUCACUGAUAAGGUAGUGUACAUCGUAUUGCAGCAAAUGAUCUCCAAAGAUUACUUUCUAAAAUGUUUUGGUGUUUUUUUUUUAAUGGAUUUCCCCCCCCCACCCCCCAAAUUUCUUUAACAUUUUUGGAACGACGUCAGAAAGGUGAGGAGUCUUUGUGGUAUUCGGAGAGGAACUGCGGAUGGGGAGGCUGAGUACAAGGACAGGACGACCCCUACAAAGGAACACCUAGCAAGGUUAGAGCAAACAUACAAAACAAAGUGCCUUAAAGCCAGAAAGGGAACCCUUUACACUGAGACUUACACAGUGAAUGGCCGUUGUCAUUGAAGCAGGUGAUGUAUCGGGACCCACCUACCUGUAAAUAUCUUGCUCAGCAGAAACAAAAAAUAAAAACCAGCGAACAAUAUAUUUUUCUAUCGUAUCCUCCAGCACCAUUUUGUCUCAUUGAUCUCAGUCCCACUUUGCCUAUUCUUUGGGAAGUGGAGAAUAGCAAAAGAAAGGAGAGAAACCAGUGCUAAGGUUGUUGCCACGUUGGAGGGGAUCUUAUGGAGCAAUUGCUAUUCUGGUAGAAAAAAAAAUAACCAUUGUUUACACGUGUAUGGAAUAUGAACUGCAGCUAGUGUAGAUUCAAUGUCUUUUAGAUGUUCAUCGUUUUUUGGUGACAGUCCCAAGGAUGUAGGUACUUGGAUGGAUUCAGUGCAUGGAAUUUUUUUUUUUAAAGACUUGCUUCUAAGAUGCAAUAAAGUUUUUUUUUUUAUUUGCAA
Messenger RNA from Gallus gallus (chicken), 4423 nucleotides. It is a transcript of the gene CHSY1, whose product is annotated as chondroitin sulfate synthase 1. Bases 201 to 2582 code for a protein of 793 amino acids. Gene Ontology annotation, molecular function: glucuronosyl-N-acetylgalactosaminyl-proteoglycan 4-beta-N-acetylgalactosaminyltransferase activity. Lineage: Eukaryota; Metazoa; Chordata; Aves; Galliformes; Phasianidae. The transcript is spliced from 3 exons. Gene Ontology annotation, cellular component: Golgi cisterna membrane. The record is from RefSeq and is a predicted model, not a curated record.